AACAUGAAGAGGAAAAGAAUAAGCCAGGAAGGAGAUGUGAAUGUCAGAGAUUUUAAGAAAAUAAAGACAAUUUCAAGUUUUCAGCAAUGCACGGAUAUAAAAAGCAAAGGGCAGAGAAAAAAUAGGGACAAGAAAAGAAAGAAAAUGAAGCUUGGUGACAACGAAUCGUAUAAUGAUGUAAAGCUGUGCAAAGAAAAACUUCCAAAACGAAAAAAUAUUUCUUGUAAUCCAAGCAUAAACAAUAUAGAGGCAAAACAAAAACAUUCUGAAGCAAGGUCACCCUUAAAGCAGAAAGCAAGUAAGGAAAAGAUUGUCAAUCCAGACAGAAUUGAUGAAUUAAAGGACAAUGCUAGCAAACCAACCAAAAACAAGGAGAAUUCUAUUAGCAAAGAAAACAGUGAAGUAGGAAAGAAAUCCGGCAAAAAAUUAAAUAAAUGGCAAAGGUUUAAAGCAAAGAAAACCAAGGGUAAAAAUGCCAAGGUAAAAGGCCACACAGAAAUACAGAAUAAACAAGAGAACGGGGAAACCAGCACUGAGGUUUCUGUCAACAGUGUAGAAGUUUCAUCAAACUGGAAAAAACUUCAACAGGAUCUGGGCCUCAAUGCAAAGAAAAAGAAAGUUAAGCUUGUAAAUGCCAAAGAGAAAGAAACAAAAGAUAAAGAAAAGGAACCAGAAAUUUGGUUUGAUGAUGUGGAUGAGAUUUUACUGGAUCGCAAAACUAAACUUCCGGAAAAGUGUACAAGAACCCAUAAUCCCCUAGUCAAGGCUGGUUCUUAUGGAGGGUUGACAAAGAUUUUGGCAAUGGACUGUGAGAUGGUGGGCGUGGGGAGGGAUGGAAGGGAGAGCAUGCUGGCCCGAGUGUCCAUCGUGAAUCAGCAUGGUCACUGUGUGUAUGAUGAAUUUGUCAAACCAAUGGAGGACGUGGUGGAUUAUAGGACCAAGGUCAGCGGCAUCCGAAAGCAGGACUUAGAGAAAGGAAAAGAAUUUCCUGUUGUCCAAAGGGAUAUCAGCAGCAUGAUUAAGGGAAGACUACUAGUGGGACACGCCAUUCACCAUGACUUACAGGUACUUUAUAUCAGUCAUCCCAAAAAACAAAUUAGGGACACAUCCCGCUACAAAUACUUCCAUCAGCUGUAUAAUGGUAGAACGCCGUCCCUGAAGAAUCUGUCAUCUAGGGUUUUAGGGGUCAGUGUGCAGGAGGGGGAGCAUAGCUCUGUACAAGAUGCUCAAGCUACUAUGAGACUUUAUACAAUGUAUAGAAAACAGUGGGAAAAAGAAAUAAAAGGGAAAACCAAACCAGUGAGACAGAAGAAAUCACAGAAACAGAGAGAAAUUAAUGAAGGGAAACUUGAAAAAAUUAACACAAAGAAGGAUAAAGUGGGAAAAAUUAUACCAACUUCUUUACUGGAGGAUAAUUAAUCAUCAACCAUUCAUACA
This is a messenger RNA of Saccostrea echinata, 1437 nucleotides long. RefSeq lists its product as uncharacterized. The transcript is spliced from 7 exons. Gene Ontology annotation, cellular component: nucleus. The record is from RefSeq and is a predicted model, not a curated record. Gene Ontology annotation, molecular function: nucleic acid binding; 3'-5' exonuclease activity. Bases 4 to 1419 code for a protein of 471 amino acids. NCBI's taxonomy places the organism in Eukaryota, Metazoa, Mollusca, Bivalvia, Ostreida, Ostreidae. Gene Ontology annotation, biological process: rRNA processing.